Molecule: messenger RNA, 1690 nt
Organism: Strongylocentrotus purpuratus (purple sea urchin)
Lineage: Eukaryota; Metazoa; Echinodermata; Echinoidea; Camarodonta; Strongylocentrotidae
Exons: 11
Coding region: 18-899 (293 amino acids)
Source: RefSeq, a predicted model, not a curated record
CCAGAAAUGAUAGUCUGAUGGUGACAUUCGAGUUCCCUGGUACAAGCCUCAGAGUGUCAUGUGACAUUGUUGGUGCAGACCAACCUGUUCCACUUCCAAGGAACUACUCCAUAUUCUCUGAUGGUACUGAGAUUCCUAAAUCUUCAACAGGAAUCAACUUUGUGGUUGUUCCAGAUACAGAUUUCGACCUCGAAACAGAGUUCUAUUGCCAAGCAUCGAAUUAUCUUGGAAUUGCAACAAGUCAAACGACAAUACCAACCCGCACAACCGCCCCUCCUCCAACGACCGCCCUGGAAACAGCAACGUCAAAGGUUGGAAACAAAACUGGCAGUGGAGGAACCGGUGGUGAUGGCGCUAACGUAGCAGCUAUCGCUGGUGGUGUAGUAGGAGCUAUCGUUGUCAUUGUCAUCAUCGUCAUCGCCGUAUGCUAUUGUAAGAAAGAAGAACGUUUUUGCUUUGAAGCUGGAGGUUUCAGCUUUCAAGCCCUCUUUUCAUCUUGUAAAUGUUCACUCCCACCAAAGAGCAGUGGAUCAAGCAAACCUGCUGGAAGCGCCGUAGGAUCCAGUAACGGCAGUGAGAGGGAUGUUGAAUCACCAUUAAAUGGUGUAAAAGAUGUUACCGCCGAGGAGAAGACCAAACCUGAAGCUGCUCCGAGAGGCCAUGGCUCUAUCCAGCAUACAAACGAUAACCCGAAUCAAGAUAUGUACGCCAUGGUAGAUAAGAAACCAUCCGGAGGCAGAGGAGGGGAUGCCCCUGAUAGAGGGAGUGGACCAGGCCAGAAUGAGCCACAAGGCAUGCUCUACGCCGAUUUAGACCUGUCACACAAGGCGGGCCACACCGACAAACAUGUUCCUAAAAACGAAAACGAUGUUGUUGUCUAUUCCUCCAUCUUGGUGUGAGCGUGAUUCACAAGCUCUGUAAAUAAUCAUUGUACGGUACUACAUCCUCUCCGCAUCAUUGAUUCGGCAUCUCAAGACCUACCAGACAGAGCAGAAAAUGAUUUUAUCCAGAACACUUUUGAAAGUCCUGUCACAACGACAGAUCAUCCAUUGAGCACUAGAAGAGUAUUAACCCCCAGACUACCCAGUUCUCUCAUCCCUUUAGGUUUUGAUACAGGAACCACCUGGGACCUGUUUCACAGAGCCUUUUUUCAAUGACAAAUGACAAAAAGCAGUGAUGAACCUGCUGAUAACCAAUCAGAAGCAAGGAUUUCAGUAGCUUAUAACUAAAGCUGUCAUUUGUCCCUGAUGACAAGUUUUGUGAAAUGGGGCCAUUGACAAUGGAUUAACUCAAAUGAAUAUACGUUCAAGUAUGAGGUGUUAAUGCCCUUUCAGUUCUCAAUAGAUGAAAUGAUGAAAAUAGAUGAAAAUGUUGAGCAGGUUCAGGGAAGGAUGGUCAUUACACGUUUGUUUCCUUCAAGAUGAAAUUGGCAUGAAAAUACAGUUGAUGUACAGUCAAACCUGUAUUGGAAAAUCAUUUGAAGCAACCAAGAGGUCUUUCUAGACAGGUGAUUGAUAUAUACAGGUUGUAACAAAGGCAUGUUUGACUAAGAAAGGAGUACAAGGAGAAUGGUCUUUAUAAUUGUUGCACAGCUGAGAAAGACUGCUCCAAGGAAAACAAAACUGGACUUCAUAUUGUCUGUCGGUAUUAAACAUUAGGUUCUUGGAAGAUAAUGAACAAAAAAUAAAAA